UGUGUUGGCACGAUCACAUGAUCUCGCGCUAUUAGCUCUUUGCUAGCAGCUAUCGGUUUUAGCGUUGCCCCGCUUAGCUAAACCAGGAAACGGUGACUUUAUCGAGCUGCCAAACGAAUACAGUCAUAUCAUUGUAGAUAUUCUGUGUCUUAUUUUUCUGUUGAAUCAGUGGCUGUGUCAGACUCUAAGGUUAAAAAUUGUCUCACGGCUGCCAACAACAACAACAAUAAACAAAUGAGCAUGUGACCUAGGACUGGGCCAUACAGCACAUGAUCUGGACAACUGGAUGUGAUCAAAGCGAUCUGGGGUAAAACAUUUCAAAGUGGUUGAUUCUGUAAUCAUGGCAGCAAAGAAGUCUACACUGAAAGUCAUCCUACUUGGUGAUGGUGGGGUUGGAAAGAGCUCCUUGAUGAAUCGUUACGUCACCAAUAAAUUCGAUGCCCACCUUUUCCACACCAUCGGCGUCGAGUUCCUAAACAAGGAGCUCACCGUCGACGGGUGCAACGUUACCCUCCAGAUCUGGGACACUGCUGGACAGGAGCGCUUCCGCAGCCUGAGGACUCCUUUCUAUCGUGGCUCCGAUUGCUGCCUGCUCACCUUCAGCGUGGACGACAACCAGAGUUUUCUCAACCUGAGCAACUGGAAGAAAGAGUUUAUCUACUAUGCUGAUAUCAAGGAGCCGGAGAAGUUCCCGUUUGUGGUCUUGGGCAACAAGGUGGAUGUGACGGAGAGGCAGGUGUCUGCAGAGGACGCUCGGCAGUGGUGCCAGGAAAAUGGGGAGUACCCGUAUUAUGAGACCAGUGCUAAAGAUUCCACCAAUGUAGCGGUGGCCUUUGAGGAAGCAGUGCAUAGAGUGUUAGCGAUGGAUGACAAAACGGACUACCUCAUCCCCACGGACACUGUCAAGCUCCACAGAAAGCCCCGCUCUGGCACUUGUUGUUAACAUCCAGGAGCUGCCACCAAUCAACCCGUCAUGCCUGUUAGGUGAUGAGGCUGUAGGCGUAUGACACUGAAGUAACAAACUAUGCUACUAGCUUUUUGAUUUCUUGUAGAUUUGGUGAUUCUCAUUGUUGGGACUAUAACCUAGAACACUAAAAUAAUCUAAUUACAAAUAAACAAUGUGACUCUGAUUCAGGUUUCCCACGUUUUACAAUUCUGACAGAACAAAUGGAAACUACUAGUGUCAAAGAUUAUCCCUGAAUAUUAAAAUACUCUAUGUCCCUAUCAAGUGUUCACGCUUUCACGAAGAUAAAAUGUUUACAUUUUGUGCACCGAAAUGUAAACCUUGCCGAGUGCCAGUAACCAAGCAUCUAACCCUCCAUACCACGAUGCAUUUAUAAAUGAAUAUAUUUAAAAUUUUAUCAGCAGGUACAAUGAAAAUUAAUGAGGUGACUUACUGUACUUUAGCUCAGGUUUUCCUUUGAAUAAUCUAGUAGAACUUUUUUAUCACCUUGAAGUUUUGCUUGUGUACAGUUUGCAUCAUGAAUACAUCAAAGCUGUUAGAAACAGACUUGCCUUCCCCACUGGAAAUGACAUUCACAUGCAUGGCGAUUAUAAUUUGUUUUUAUUAAUUAAGUGGGUUUUACCUUAGAAACUAAAACACUAUGGCAUUUUUUUUCUUCAUGAAAGUAAUGAAGUACCAUCAUUGUCUUUUCCUCAAUGGUGCAUCUGUUUUGAACAACCUUUAAUGCAACUUUCUAACAUUGUCCUAUAUGUACACUGAAGGUCUUCAGCUACUAUCUUAUCUGAAAGUGAAGCAGGCAUUGUCUUCCAAUGUUUCACGUUAAAAUUAUUAUAACCUUGUAAAACUGAUAUGCUAAAUAAACACCCAUAGAACUGUC
Messenger RNA from Austrofundulus limnaeus, 1841 nucleotides. It is a transcript of the gene rab9a, whose product is annotated as RAB9A, member RAS oncogene family. Gene Ontology annotation, biological process: retrograde transport, endosome to Golgi. NCBI's taxonomy places the organism in Eukaryota, Metazoa, Chordata, Actinopteri, Cyprinodontiformes, Rivulidae. The transcript is spliced from 3 exons. Gene Ontology annotation, cellular component: late endosome; lysosome; phagocytic vesicle. The record is from RefSeq and is a predicted model, not a curated record. The coding region runs from base 341 to 943 and encodes 200 amino acids. Gene Ontology annotation, molecular function: GTP binding; GTPase activity.